Messenger RNA from Eublepharis macularius, 2918 nucleotides. It is a transcript of the gene LGALS9, whose product is annotated as galectin 9. The record is from RefSeq and is a predicted model, not a curated record. NCBI's taxonomy places the organism in Eukaryota, Metazoa, Chordata, Lepidosauria, Squamata, Eublepharidae. Gene Ontology annotation, cellular component: cytosol; nucleus. Gene Ontology annotation, molecular function: carbohydrate binding; galactoside binding. Gene Ontology annotation, biological process: negative regulation of CD4-positive, alpha-beta T cell proliferation; positive regulation of gene expression; negative regulation of type II interferon production. Bases 225 to 1193 code for a protein of 322 amino acids. The transcript is spliced from 10 exons.
CGCAGAGGGAGCGGCUUCCACGCGCCGCGGCCGGGCCCGCCGAAAGGCCCCCACGGGGAAGCGCUGCCCGGCCCCUCUCCCCACGGGGGCGGGCUGCGGCGCCUCCCUCGGUCCCGCCCGCCGCCUUCCCCGCCGCGCUUUCGCUUCCGAGCAGCCCUCCGCCUCGGCGCCCGCGGAGCAGAGCAGCGCCGCGCCGCCUCCGGAGAGCCCCUCCGGCUCCGGCCAUGGCUUUCCAAGGGCCCUUCUUCAAGCCGUCCCUGCCAUUUACGGGUCCCAUAUAUGGUGGCCUCCGAGAUGGGCUGAUGGUGAUAGUCACCGGAAGUGUUCUUCAUAAUUGCACCAGAUUCCAAGUCGACUUCCAGUGUGGUUCUACCCAAGUGCCUCGGCCUGACAUUGCUUUCCAUUUCAACCCUCGAUUUGACGAUGGGGACUGCGUGGUUUGGAACUCAUUUGAAAGAGGGUCUUGGCAACAUGAGGAACGCCAGUACACCAUGCCCUUCCACAAAGGCCGGCCAUUUGAGAUCCGCUUCCUUGUCCAAAGCAGCUCCUUCAUGGUUGCUGUGAAUGGGAAGCACUAUCUGGAAUUCAAGCACAGGGUCCCCAUUUCCAGAGUGGACACGAUCGGAGUCUCUGGGGAUCUGGAGGUGGCUUCCAUUAGCUUCCAAGGCCCCACAGCUCCAGAUAUUUGGACUGCUCGAUCAGCAGCAAUGACGAAUGCUGCUUUCGGGCCUGGACUGUUCUAUAAUCAGAGUGCUGCUUUCCCGCCUGGGCCAUAUUUUCAGCCACAAACUUACUCUGUGCCUUAUCAAGCAUCACUCUUUGGAGGCCUUUUCCCAUCCAAGUCUAUUACAGUAUCAGGAGCUGUGCCUCCUAGCGCUGUCAGGUUCCAUAUCAAUCUGAAAGUGGGUCGAGACAUUGCGUUCCACCUCAACCCCCGGUUCAACGAGAAGGCGAUUGUUCGGAACUCCCAGUUCAACGGUCACUGGGGGCCGGAGGAGCGCCACCUGCCGGGUGGCAUGCCUUUGCACCUGGGGCAGACCUUCACUAUCUGGAUCCUGUGUGAACUGCAGUGCUUUCGAGUAGCUGUGAACGGACAGCAUCAGUUUGAUUAUAACCACCGAGCUCCUAACCUACAGCAGAUAGGCCAGCUGGAAAUUGAGGGUGAUAUACUGCUGAGUGGAGUCCAGGCUUAAAGCAUUAAUUCUCCCUCAACAGAAUCUGAUGUCAAGGGAGGGGCAGGGUGUUAUUUGCCCCCUGUGAAAUAUAAGGGAUAUGCUUCGUAUUGCACUUUUCAACAAGAAUUUCAACCUACGAGAUCUGCUCUUUGCAAAGUUUCACUGUAGAUGGGGCUUCAUCUGUCCCAAGAAACUGCUUUGAAUUGCUCCCAGGACAUAACUUUAGGAUGACAGUCCCUUAUGGAGGAAAAGCAGCCCUAAUCUCUCUGGACCCUGCCACAGAGUGGGCUGAAUUGUAUCUGCACGUGGCUUGAAAACAGCACAUUGAGGUUAGAACAAGUCUAUAUAUUCAGAAAAAUGGAUGCAGGCAGCUCUUCUUCCUUAGAAUUCCCAUGGUGGGGGGAAAUCGCAUGUUGAUGUUCCGCUCUGCAUCCAGAACUCCGUAGCUGCAGAUGCUAAAAUGCCGUAGAGAUGGCUUCAAGAUUUGUGCCAGCAUUCCCCUGAUCUGCUAGCAUUUCAAAGACAAGAAUUUUGGGGUGGGAGAGAGAGCGCUGCAUUUUGGAAUCCUAUUGUCUCAGGAGAUCCAUGCAUUUUCCCCUGAAUGCUUAGAUCAGCCUCCAGUUGAAGUUUUGGGCAGGGCUGUUUUCAGUCCGUGUUUCAGGAUCUGUUUCAGGGUUUGGUCCCCCACUAAUCUGUGGCUGAGCCAUUUGCACAGCUGGUUUCUUUCAGGGAACACACACUCAGAGCCGUUAUUUUAUUCCUGAAUGGCAACCUGCUGCGUGGAUAGGAAGCGAUAAUCUAAAUAUUCUUUGCCAGGGCUUUUUUUCUGGGAAAAGAGGUGGUGGAACUCAGUGGGGUUGCCCUCGGAGAAAAUGGUCACAUGGCUGGUGGCCCCGCCUCCUGAUCUCCAGACAGAGGGGAGUUGAGAUUGCCCUCCGAGCCGUGGUGCGGAGGGCAAUCUCAACUCCCCUCUGUCUGGAGAUCAGGGGGCGGGGCCACCAGCCAUGUGACCAUUUUCAAGAGGUUCUGGAACUCCGUUCCCCCGCGUUCCCCCUGAAAAAAAGCCGUUCUUAGCAAGUUUCAGUAGAGGAUUCAGCUGGAUUUGACUGGGUGACAAGCUUUACCUUACAAUACCUGGAUUUUAGAGGUCUUGGCUGUGCACUGUGGAUCUGGAUUUAUAUCCCUUUGCCGUAUAUCCCUCCAAUAGUGCACAGUAAAGACCCUCUGACCAGUCUGAUCUAAAACUGCAAGUUUCUCUACUGGAUUGUUGAGAAACAGGCAGGAUGCUGAAAGUUUCUAUUAGCACAUGAAACCUGCUUGUUAUAAACUCUGGAGAUUGCAGCUGAGUUGACGAGGCUUUGCUGAAUGCCAAAGAAAGAUUAUUCUAGCUGUGCUUACAGAAGCUGCUAAAACUGCCUGUAAGAUGGUGGAAAUGUGGGUUAAGAAACAGAAGCCUUAACAAGAAUGCUACUGAACAGGGACGUUUCUGAAGAGACCCGUUGAAGAGGAACUGUUUUGAAGCAUUUGCUCUGUGUGUUGAAUGUAAAGAGUCUGGCCAAGCUGGAAUGCGUAGUACCUUUCUUGCUUAAGAGUAUUUGGUUGUCAAAAUUAGUUCAUUUUUACUUGUAAUCUGAAAACUGCCUUAUGUACUUCCACCAGGGUGUCAGAAAGCUGGGGAAGUGUGCCUUGUUUUAUUUCUUGCUGCGAUAUAACCCCCAAAUAAACUAAUCAAGUUUAUCAUGA